UUCAUCCUGCAGUUUCAGUUCCACGAAAAACUAUGCCAAGCGGCCAAACACACUGGACCCUUGCACACAUGCGACAUCUACCGCUCUGCAGAAGCGGGGGCCAUUUUAAAAAAAGUUCUUCAGGCGGGUUCCUCCAAACCUUGGCCUGAAGUGCUUCAAGAGGCCAUCGGGACGAACAAGAUGGACGCAGGCGCACUGAUGAGAUACUUUCAGCCCAUUAUCACGUGGCUGGAAAAACAAAAUGUCAACGAAGUCCUGGGAUGGCCUGACUUCAACUGGGUGCCGCCCAUUCCGGAGGGCUAUCCGGAGGACAUUGAUAAGAAUACAGACGAGCUGGCUGCCAAGAAUCUUCUGGAUGAAUACAAUAGUACAGCGGAAGUGGUGUGGAAUGCCUAUACGGAAGCCUCCUGGGCGUACAACACUGACAUUAAUGAAGCCAACAAGCAGAACAUGCUCCAGAAGAACCUGGACAUGUCAGCCCACACGUUAAAAUAUGGCCAACGGGCACGGCAGUUCGACACGGCGGACUUCCAGGAAGACGCAGUCAAACGCAUCAUCAAAAAACUCAGCGACAUCGAGAGGGCCGCGCUGCCGUCGGCGCAGCUUGAGGAGUACAACAAUCUCCUGUCCAACAUGGAGACCAAAUAUAGCGUAGCAGAAGUGUGCAGAGAUAAUGGCCAAUGCCACCCACUGGAUCCCGACCUUCAGAAGAUCAUGGCGGAGUCCAGAGAUUAUGAUGAGCUGUUAUUUGCCUGGAAGGGCUGGCGAGAUGCAGCCGGCAAAGUACUUCGCUCGGAUUACGAGCGAUAUGUGGAACUGGCCAACCAAGCUGCCAGACUCAACGGUCACAGCGACAACGGUGCUUUCUGGCGCUCGCUGUACGAAACGCCGACCUUUGAGGAGGACCUGGAGAGACUCUGGAAAGAACUUGAGCCGCUCUACCUGAACGUGCACUCCUAUGUUCGCAGGGGUCUGUACAACAAGUACGGCCCUAAACGCGUCAACCCGAGGGGGCCCAUACCUGCUCACUUGCUCG
Messenger RNA from Hippocampus comes (tiger tail seahorse), 1036 nucleotides. Its product is annotated as angiotensin-converting enzyme-like. Gene Ontology annotation, molecular function: peptidyl-dipeptidase activity; metallopeptidase activity. Gene Ontology annotation, biological process: proteolysis. The transcript is spliced from 7 exons. The annotation marks the transcript as partial. The record is from RefSeq and is a predicted model, not a curated record. NCBI's taxonomy places the organism in Eukaryota, Metazoa, Chordata, Actinopteri, Syngnathiformes, Syngnathidae. Gene Ontology annotation, cellular component: plasma membrane.